Molecule: messenger RNA, 554 nt
Organism: Mercenaria mercenaria
Lineage: Eukaryota; Metazoa; Mollusca; Bivalvia; Venerida; Veneridae
Exons: 4
Coding region: 1-384 (127 amino acids)
Cellular component (GO): membrane
Source: RefSeq, a predicted model, not a curated record
AUGACUCCAGUAGACUUGCCCAGUUCAAAAGUGGAUAUAUUCAGUAGAUGCAAUCACAAAGAGAUAUUAUGGAUACAUGUCUCGUCUCAAGUCACAUUAUCUUCCAGCUGUUCUAAACGGUUGCUUGAUUUGGUAAAGAUAUCUGGAGAAGGACGUGGAAUACUAUCUUUGAUCUUGAAGGACACUUGCUUGAGUAAGGAAACAGAAUUGUUAAAAAUCACUGGAGACCAGUGUCAAAAGUGGAACAAGGCGACUGUCACUGUAUUACAAAAUUUCGUUCCAAAUGACUACAGCAUAAUCCUUAAAGCUGAUAUUCGACGCUCAUUCCAUGGUUCCAUGGCUAUAGAUGAUGUAAAAAUCAGCAAAGGACACUGUCAAGAUUGAGAAAAAUGUUCAAACGAAAUCAUGCAUUCAAGAUAAUAGACUCUACAAAUUGAAUUCAAGACGACUGAAUAAAUUUCUUUAAAGGAUUGUAUGCUGUAUAAUUAGUUUGCUGUUUUUAAAAGUGUACAGGCAAAUAAUUUCAAUAAAGAUGCCUCUAUCGAAAAUACAAA